Messenger RNA from Xiphophorus maculatus (southern platyfish), 6681 nucleotides. Its product is annotated as storkhead-box protein 2-like. NCBI's taxonomy places the organism in Eukaryota, Metazoa, Chordata, Actinopteri, Cyprinodontiformes, Poeciliidae. Gene Ontology annotation, cellular component: cytoplasm; nucleus. The record is from RefSeq and is a predicted model, not a curated record. The transcript is spliced from 4 exons. Bases 571 to 3651 code for a protein of 1026 amino acids. Gene Ontology annotation, biological process: positive regulation of transcription by RNA polymerase II. Gene Ontology annotation, molecular function: DNA-binding transcription activator activity, RNA polymerase II-specific; RNA polymerase II transcription regulatory region sequence-specific DNA binding.
AAUGACGUUUGCUUUCGUUGUAUCUGGAUGAGACUCCUGCAUCCAGCUAUGGUGUCGGUCUUGAAGCUGCCCGGUCGCCAGAGGAGGACUUUGCUGCACAGCGACUGGACAUCUGGCUGCUUUGCACCUCACGAGGGGUAGAACAAAGAGGCGUCCCACACCACUGGCUGCUGUGGAGGGCAGCUCGCGCAUCUGUUGCCUGGGUGAACUAACAUCACGUUAGCAUUUAGCUAGCUAGUUUGUGACCUAACAAUGAGCCUGUUUGGUAUAUGUGCCAAUGUCAUGUCGUGGUUGCGUUCGAAAGCAGUUCUUCACUGAACACACGUUCACGGCCUGACAGGCUGCGCUCAGAGUGGGACCAGAAAUGACUUUUAUGUAACCUUAAAAAGGCAGAUUUUAGGCAAGCACCGUUUUUUUAAAAUAAUUGUGGGCAAUGCGGUUACUGCAGAGCUUAGCCGCAUUGCCGGCAAAUUUGGAGUUUUUGCUUUCCAGCUUAUCUAAAUGUGUUUGAAAUUAACAAAACUGAUGGCUAUAAUCGAGUCAGUAAUCAGCUAGAAGGCCGUACUGUCAAUGGAAUCUUUCCUGCAGAUUGCUCCCCAUUCUCUGGCUAUUGUACUGGCCAGAGAUGGAGGUGCUGAGGCAUCAGCUGCAGCUGGUGUGUCAGAGAGCGACGAGCUUCCGAGACACCACACUGGUUAUGAGAUUUUUGCCGAUUUUAAAGCAGAAAACUCUCAGCAGCAUAUAUGGAACCAGCGGAUUACUGAAGCUGUGUCGGAGACCUUCUUCCUGGGAUGGAUAGAUGAACACGUGCUACUGAUCCAGGGAAAAGAAGACCAUCUGGAGGUGCUAAGAGAGGGAUGGAUGCGGAGAUCUCUUAACCCUCCGCGGGGCUUCACCAUCAAAUGCUUGGGUGAUGUCUCUCCCAUCAGUAUGUCCCCUAUAAGCCAGUCGCAGUUCAUCCCACUGGGAGAAGUUUUAUUAUUGGCUGUUUCUGCUAUGAAUUCUGCCCACAAGACUGUCACUCAAGAGGCUCUAACAGAACACCUGCAGACAUGUUUUCCAGGUGUUCCUACACCAACAGAGGAAGCCCUGCACCACACACUUAGCUUACUGGUCCGGGAGCGUAAAAUUUACCCAACACCCGAUGGAUAUUUCAUUGUAACUCCUCAAACCUACUUUAUCACCCCAAGUCUUAUUCGAACUAGCUCAAAGUGGUACCAUUUAGAUGAGCGAACAUCUGACAGAUACCUGCAUCAGAAACAACAGCGGCAUCAGCAAACUCAAUGCAUCUCUCCUCUUUCUGGAACCAUAACACCAUCCAAUUCAGGGGGGUUUCUAGAUUGCACACACACAAAGUCCAACCAAAGCCACUGUGCAGGAGGUGAUGAUUUUUUUUACAGCAGUGGUUAUCGUGCAGAUGAUCCACCCAGCCACCACACUACACUUCAGCGACGGUCUCCGAAAGAACACAGAGACGCAUACUCAUCACAGUACUCCCCACAAACACCUUCUCAGCAAGCAGCUGGCAACUCAGAAAAGAACCGUAGUUCCCUGGGAAUUCCGUUUAAGACAGACACCCUCAUCAAGCACCGAGGAGGGCCUGUUGGAGGACAUCCAGGAGGAGGAUCUGGGGAUCUAGACAAACAAACGCUGGGCAGUGCUACAGGUGGGAGAAAGUUUGGUUUGAAGUUGUUUCGUCUGAGUUUUAAGAAGGAUAAGGCCAAGCAGUUAGCUACCUUCUCUGCACAGUUUCCCCCUGAGGAGUGGCCACUCCAUGACGAAGAGGAACCCAACCACUUGCCCCGUCACGUAGAAAUGGAAAUUAUACGUAGAAUCAACCCUGACCUUACGGUGGAAAAUCUGGCCCGACAUACAGCAGUUAUGAAAAGACUUGAAGAAGAACGCACUCAGAGGAGCAAAGCAUCAUCAGCACAUCAGAGCUCCAGAAGUAGAAGAAGUGGGAGUAGGCACAGAAAGCAAUCUCAAUCCAAACUUAGUCGCUCACAGAGUAAGACAAGGGCAUUCCGCUUUGAAACAACUGAUGGUAUCCAUUUAGAGCUAGCUGACAAAGAUUAUAGAGGUUACUCUUCCUCACUUGCACGAUCACCAAGAGAGCAAGCUCUGGCUGUGGAGCGUCAACGAGCUCGACAUCACCUUGCACACAGCAUUCCCAACAUCCUUGACUCAUCUCAUUUGCCUGUCACACCAGAAUGGGAUGUAUCUGGUGAGCUAGCCAAGCGCCGCAUGGAAAUGCCUUUCCCUGAGCCAAGCCAUGGUCCAUCAACUCAUUAUUCCAAAGUCCACCGCUCACACUCUCACACUCAGGAGAGAAAAUCAAGAAAUGAACGCAGUAGCAAGGCUAAGGAACGUUCUAGAUCUAUGGACAAUUCUAAAGGGCAGCUAGAUGCUGGCUUGAUUGGACCACCACCUGACUAUUAUGAUGACCGCAGUCAUUAUUUUACUGAUGAUUGCACUCUACGAGCUAAUCAAAGCUCAUCUCACUACACUCGAACCACACCACCUUCAUCUAAGAUUGCAGCCGAUUCUGCUGGUUUGGAUGGUGCCAGAAAUUAUGAGAAGAUUAAGAGCAAGGACAGUUUACCAACAUACUCACCCAAACCUCUAUCUGCCUCCAACCCCUCUGAGGAUUAUUUUCAGUGUACUGGUAACUCUGAAAUUGCUCUUACAACAACAAUUAUAUUAGGAAUUCAAGGCAAAAACAGCCACAGUGGAUUAAUAGCAAACAUUACUGACAGGCAAACGGAGAGACAGACUUCCAGCCCCUCAAAUGAGGAUUUGUCAAAUGUUGGACCUAAAGGUGGAAGCCUACCUCCAAUACCUCUGUCUAACCCUGACCCUGCAAUUUCAAAUGGACAACCAUCCCACAGUGCCUCUGCUGGCCAGGAGAAACACAAGGAAAUUUUUAGUAAAGAUACGCUCUUCAAGCCGCCUCCCAGCCUCUCGCUGCCUGGCUAUAGCUCCUUGAGGAAACCUACAGUUCUUGCCUCCAUUACUCUAUCUUCAUCCUGUGACGCUCUUGAUUCCCACAAAGGAUUUGAUGCUCCUAAACCACUUAUAACAACUUUGUCUGUUCCCAAACAGGGAGUGGAGGCCACAUCUAGUGCUGCAGAGAACUCUUUUGACUACUACAAUGUCUCGGAUGAUGAGGAACUUGAAGAUGAAGGGACUAAAGUUCAAAAAGGAUUGGAAAAACCUAAAGGAAGUGUUUCUGAGGUGGAAGAAUGUGGAAUAGGGACCAUGCAGUGGCUGUUGGAGAGAGAGAAGGCAAGGGAUUUACAAAUGAGAUUUGAAAGAACUCUUACUUUCUCUGGUGUUCAAGGAAACCAUUCAGAGCCCCGCCAGAGCCAGCAUUCAGUCCACUCUGCUAGACUUGACAGUAUGGACUCCAGCUCUGUUACAGUUGACAGUGGAUUCAAUUCACCACGAACAAGAGAGAGCUUAGCAUCAAACACCUCUUCAAUAGUUGAAAGUAACAGACGUCAAAACGUAGCCCUGAGUCCUGGACACCUCAGCACCACAACUGGCAGCGGUCCUCCUUUUUCCUUCCAUGCUAUUUCAGAAUCUGCCACCACUCAACAGGAGAAACUACAGAAGCCCACUACCUGCCUUGCGUCAAUCACCAGCGUCUAGUAUCAGAACUAAGGGCUGAGUGAAGCACAAAGUCAGUGAAAACGGACAGAAAAUCCUAGAACCGCUCCAUCUGACUGCUACACCAUGAAACUGACAGACUGAACUAGGGAAGCUGUGAUAGAUCAACCGUGGGAAAAAGAGUCUCGAACAGUUCUUUCUCUGUCUUGCAGAUAUGAAAAUGUGCAGGCAUCAACAAAGACAUGCACAAAUGAACUGUAACCCACUUGUUGGAUUCGGUCUUUUACACACUAGUGCUCUAGCAUUUUUUUUAAUCAUAUAUUUUGGUUGAGGCAUGUGUGUGUCAAUAAUAUGUAUUAUCUGUAAUCUCAGGUUUGUUUGGGGGUUUUUUUCAGUCUCAUUUCUGUUUCUCCCAAUCAGUGUAUCUCCUUCUGCUGGUGCUACACAAAUGAGAGCUGUACCUCUGCUGAGUACUGUUACUGAUGCAUUCUAUUUAGUUGGCUUUUUCAGCUCUGGUGUCAUAUUAGCCACUUGCAGACACCCUUUAAGGCAAGACAGCAAGAAAAAAAAAAGAUUUUUCACACAUUGGUAUAUUUGUGGUAAUUUAACAUUCACAAGUCUUAUUUCAAGAUUUUCUGUAAAACUGACAACUUGUUGAUCUUACACUUUUUCAGAUAAAUGUGACAAGUCUUCUAGGGUUGAAAGUAUUAGAAAGUAAUUUUUACAGCUUUUUAAAAUGUGACAAAUUUGUGGUUUUAUUGCCUUCAAAACUAUUUUUUGGUAAAGAGAAUGUUAAAGACAAUUUUUACUUCUGCCAAUUUGGUGCUUCUUAAACAAAGCUUCCAUAGAAAAAAGCUUAUAAAUUAGAUGUUUAAAGCCCAACGAAAAUGUGUGGAAUUAGGUGCAUUAUUGUCAUAGACAAAUAAGUAAUCAGUAAAGGAUUUUUUUCCCCAAGCACUUUUUAAUCUAUUUAAAAACUGUACUAGAUAACUAUCUAGUAACAGAACCUGUAACACAUUUAUUACAACAAUAUUCAGGAAGGAGGUGGAGUCAGAUGAUUAAAAGCAAGCCUUAGUAUUUAGUUCUAUUUUAUUUCCACUGUGAAUUGAAAAAUGGAUGUUAUACAUUGAUGACCGCUUGUGUGUUGUAAGUAAUUCCCUACUUUAAGAAAAUGAGACAUUAAAUUAAUAAGGCAUUUCAAUUUAUUUAAAUAGUGCCUAUUUACUCAAAUAUUCUCUGGAGGCACUCUUCAAAAGGAAGACAUAUCAAACAUUUUAUAUGCAUAAAAUGUACAGUUUCAUACCAGCUAAUAAGUCACCCAGUUAAGUUCAAUUUCUAAUCAAAAUCGGUGGGAAAGAGCUUUCUAAGGAAACCCAGUUGGUUGCUUCGAAUCACUGACUUUGAAGCACUCAUCUCUCAUGAAUAAGUAGUUAGUGACAGUUGUUUGGGUUGCAAACAACCAUCCAAACUUAACAAUUGCGUUGUUAACUUUGCAGCAAUCCCUCAUACUGAGAAUCCAUGCAGCAACAGUGGAGACCUCCUGUUUUAAAUGUUAAAUGAACUAAACUUGUAUAGCGCUUUUCCAUUCAUUUUACCCACUGAAAGAGCUUUACCCAUUCCCACACACAUACACCACAGUUUGGUAAGCAACUUGGGGUUAAGUGUAUUGCACAGUCACCCCACAGUAUUUUUACAGCAAGAAACUUUCAGUGACCAUCUUUCAUAAUCAUAGCCAAUGGAAGCAGCCAUUGGCUAUGACUGGCUGAUGGUUUGAGAAGAUAGAGAUGCAUAAAACACAAAAACAAUGAUCUUGGAGAAACACUUGUAAGCAUAUGAGCUUGUAGUAAAAUUUAAAGAGUGGAAAACAGAGCCUGCUCAUACUUAGCUUCUGCAACUGCUGUAUGAACAAGAAUGAAUAGAGAUAGGCAGAGAAAUAUGUGUCAGCUAUAGCAAGGGAACAUAAAGUAGGUGGCAGCAGUAGCUCAGCUGGUAGUUUCCUUCAGGAAGGUGACAGCCAAAUAGAACAGGUGAGCUUAGCUUCCAUGAAAAGCAAAAACAUUGAGAUAAAGUUAAAAGGAGAUAUAAUGCAGAACUGGAGAAUAGUAGGAUAUUUUAACUGAGUGAGGCAAGGUGGUCCAGCAGCAUAACUUCCAAGAUAGCUCAGAAUAACCAACAAUUCUAUCAAAAGGGAACUCCUAGUCCUUAAACUACUGGAAGUUGAUAAAUAUGGACCUAAGUUACAGCAAUGUCUGAGCUGUCUGAGAUGAUUUUCCCAGCAGCAUGUUUGUGGAUUACAUCAGCUGUUAACCAGCACAGCUAAUUUACCUCGUUUCCUUUUACUGGCUCUUUUCAAUUCUCAGACAGCUUUUAUAGUUAAAAGCAGAAAACACUGAAUUCGGGGAUGUGAUUCUAAAGCAACUUCUCAGCAAAACACAUAACACCGCAUUUCCACCCUGUGUGAGUCCAUUUCAGCAUUUGAACUUCAUAUAUUUUAUUUGUCAGAGAUCUCAUACCCCCAGCUGUGAUGAUCAAUAGAAGAGAUUGUUUGUAUUUCCUCCUUUUCUUUCUCUCCACUUUGCUCCUGCUCUGUGUCUUCAUCAUCUAUUUAAUUCAUCUGAGAUUUGGGGUCUUAGUUUAAGUAGUAUUCAAGCUUUUGAGCUGUCGAUUUGUUUCUCUGUUGUAAAAAGAAGUGCCUUUUACUGCUAUAAUUACACGUCAUUGCAACUGCCCAAAACUAAAAAGUACAAGCAAAAAUUCUUCCUGCUGGAUAACAUUUAAAAACAUAGGGAAAGACUCCAGAAAGCCUGGUUUUCAACAGAAAAUAAGGGAAAGAGUAUGUAAAAAAACAAACAAAAAAAACCCAUAAGGAAUGUAACAGAGCUACUCCAACAAGGUGUUAUCUUGUGUAAUUCUUGAAUCAAUGGUGCUAUAAAUAUAUCUCAUCCAUGUACUUAAAGGUUUAUGCAGCACAAUACAGAAUGCAUUUUCCCCCACAGGAUUUAUACCAUUGCCUCUGUGACAGUGGCUAACUACUAAAAAUGCUAAUACCGAAUAAAUCAUUAGGUGAAAAAA